AUGCCUUCAAUCACACAUGCCAGGAGACCGUCAGCAGUUACAGAUUCCUUAUCUGGACAUCGACGGUCCAAUCCUUCGCCCGCCUAUUCACCGCAGGAACAAGAAAAUACCACGUUGUUUAAUUUAGAAAAAGUGGUUCAGCGCUAUGGUGGUCAGCCCCAAUUAUUGGAAUUAAUUCUGUCGAGUAAAGUGGAAGAAGAUCGUCGUCGCGCCGAAGAAGCCAAACUGAAACGAAAGGAAAUCGACUAUUUACUGCAACAUCCUCACUGUGAGGAAUCAUCGGUCUGUCGUUCUUCUCCAUCGCCACCCUCUCCGUCACAGCAAUCCGUGUCUCCCUAUCAUUCCAUUGCUCGUACAUCACCCGUCCCACAUUGGCGAAGGAUGAGUCACAACAUCAACCAAAAACCCCACAACAUAAACAACAGCAGUAACAACAACAACAACACUAAUGCAGCGUCCCCUUUUCGAGAUAGCAUCUCUUCUUCACGUUCAUAUCAGCUUUCGGUACCCGCUGGCUCCAGGGAUCGGCCACAGAGAAAUACAUCCAUCAAUGAUAAUGCUGAAAACCAGCAUAGUAUCCCCCACCAAAAUACCGCUGAUUCUACCCUUCCGCGGUUGAAUUCUUCCUCCGACCAUCCUUCCAUCCAGCCGGAUUCCGCGGGAUCCUUGUCCGCUAGUGUGACAAAUAGCACUGGGAAUAAUCAGAAAACCAGUCCCACUUUGGUCCCAUAUUCUAUUUAUCGUGGACCUGUCGAUCCAAUGUCCUCUGCGUCCACCCAAUCCCCGACGCUGCGGACAUCGUCACAUCAAUUUCCACUCCUCCCAGCAUCAUCUACCACCCCCAACGAUUCAAAAUCCGACAACGAUUCCCAUUAUACCAGCUCUUCGCUCUCCACGCCAUGUGACCCAGUUUUACCGCCUAUCUCUCCCGAUACCAGACUCACUUCCCCUUAUUCGCCUGUCAAACGCUUAUCUUUACCGUCGUUGACACAGUCGCUGGAAAAUUCGUCGUUCUCUGAGACUGAAUCGCUCAAAAACACCUUAGCUCCCGUACCUGAAAUUAGUCCCAAUCCCAGACCGCGUUUUUUGGCUCGUCUUGAUGAACUUGAAAGAAAGGAAAAGGCCAAACAACUGUUGUCUUCGCCUGAGGAUGUGUCCGAUUUGCGAAGAAAAAGCAGUACUUCGAGUUACCCAUCCGAUCAAAAUGACACCCAGUUUCAACCUAGCAAACGACGACGUCGGGAGAUGCAGGCCAUCACCACCAUCAUAGAAACUCGUGACUUUCCCUACAAUGAUGAUUACCUUUGGAAAAACAACGGAAACACCAUUCAGAAAAAAACAGGCUUGAAAAGCGUCUAUUAUAAAUGCUCCAACAGUAUGAAUGGAUGCCCGGUGAAUAAGACGGUCAUCUUCAAGGGAGAUGGUGCUUAUCUUAUCAAAUAUCGAGGUCGUCAUAUGAAUGAAUGCAACCGCAUCAAACGCAUUAUCGACAAAUGA
Molecule: messenger RNA, 1497 nt
Organism: Radiomyces spectabilis
Lineage: Eukaryota; Fungi; Mucoromycota; Mucoromycetes; Mucorales; Radiomycetaceae
Exons: 3
Coding region: 1-1497 (498 amino acids)
Biological process (GO): regulation of DNA-templated transcription
Molecular function (GO): DNA-binding transcription factor activity; sequence-specific DNA binding
Source: RefSeq, a predicted model, not a curated record